CAGUAAAGUACGUGUCGAAAUUGAGGAGAUAUACUAACGUCUUUUUUACAUCGUUGCCUUCACAGUUCAGCAUGUUGUGCUUCGUCGUGCUAUGCUUGGCCGUCCAACUGAGCUACUGCGGUGAUGUAGAACCAGGUGGCCUGGGGCCUGGUUCCUUUGGAGGACCUGGUAGCCUCAGUCUUGGGGACGGAUUUGGUGUGGGUCUCCUGGAUCCACUGAGUCUUGGAUCACCUGGAGCUGCACAGGUUGUGCCUCUGGCCACGACGGUGUCCUUCGUUCGGCAGCCAUUUAUCCGCAUCGGCUACGUGGCCCGGCCUGUGGUCACUUAUGUCCAUCAGCCGGUGGCCUCUGUCAGCCACACCAUCAGACCUGUCGUGCACUUGAAGCAGGAGCUGGUCGGCUUCAACGUUCCUUUAGCCGGAGGGGGACUCAGUCCUGGAGGCCCCAAAGGCCUGCACUAUGGAUGGAAAAAGUGAACAGAGUGUACCUUGACGUUGCCUUACAUGUCACUGCUCGGUCGGUUCACCGACUAGUUUUCGUCGUCUGGCGAGGCUCUCAGAAGACUAAAAAAACAACAACACUUGGCGAGCGUGUGAAACCUGACGCGAUGCGAUAGCUGUAUCGGCACCUGGUGUUUUCACUUUGAGUUGCAAAUAAUCUUUGUGUAAGAAACGCAAAAUAUUUGAGCAAUUUUCUUUGGAUGAGCUUGUGAGCCUGCUCCCGGGUACAGCUCUGCAGAGCUUGAAUAUAUAUUUUUAUAUGUCUCGCA
Messenger RNA from Rhipicephalus microplus (southern cattle tick), 769 nucleotides. RefSeq lists its product as uncharacterized. The record is from RefSeq and is a predicted model, not a curated record. NCBI's taxonomy places the organism in Eukaryota, Metazoa, Arthropoda, Arachnida, Ixodida, Ixodidae.